Mobula hypostoma (lesser devil ray) is the source of this 1179-nucleotide messenger RNA. Its product is annotated as GPI-linked NAD(P)(+)--arginine ADP-ribosyltransferase 1-like. The record is from RefSeq and is a predicted model, not a curated record. The transcript is spliced from 2 exons. The coding region runs from base 192 to 1103 and encodes 303 amino acids. Lineage: Eukaryota; Metazoa; Chordata; Chondrichthyes; Myliobatiformes; Myliobatidae. Gene Ontology annotation, molecular function: NAD+ poly-ADP-ribosyltransferase activity; NAD+-protein-arginine ADP-ribosyltransferase activity.
CUGAGACGACAGGCGGAAGAAGCACCGACUAGCGAACGGAUCCUUUCAGAGCAGCGGAAAGAGACUCGCUCCGAGGCUCAGGAACAGAAGGAACAGGCAGACAGAGAAGCGACCACUGAACAGAUCUUUUCAGAACAACGGGGACUUGUUCCGAAGGCCGUGAACAAGAGGAAUUUGCGAACUGAGCGAGAAUGAGGAAACUCAGACCCCUCGCCUUCUGCUUCCUCUGUUACUGGAUCGCCCUUCCUGCGCUCUGCGGCCGUCCCCUGCGAUUCUCAGACAAGACGAUCCCUCUGGGACGGGUUCCUGGCUGCCGGCGGGAAGCGGGGGGUCCCGGGUUGGACGCAGACAAGGAUAUAGCCAUCCUCCUGUCCCGUCUGCAGUCUGAGUUGGAGUCACAGCCAGAGCUCAGUGCAGCCUGGAGCCGAGCGGGACUCGAGCUCCGUGAGAGUUCAGGAGGGAGCGGCCCCUCCAUUAGCGAGGAGCUGGCCCGGACCGUCAUGACCUAUACCCUGGAGCACCCUCCUCCGCCCUCCACUCCCUUUUACCUCAUCUUCAAUAGAGAGACCCGCCUGUGCCUAGCCUCCAGUCUCCAGACCCCAACUGCACCAACCUCCUGUGUGGCCUUCCGGACUUACCGCAGCCUCCUGUCCCGGGCACUAAAGGAGCUGAGGGAGCGGGAGGGGGUGGACCAUCCCUGGACAGUGUACAGAGGGGCCUCACUCCCCUUCCGGGCCAAACAGGGGCAGACGAUCGAGUUUGGAGCAUUCACCUCGGCCUCGGCUUUCCGGGAAGUGGCGGAGGCUUUUACUGGAGGGGAUGGGACCCUGUUCCACAUCCGGACGGCCAGAGGGGUUCCGGUGGGCUCUCUCUCCCCCUUCCCCGGUGAGAGGGAAGUGCUGAUACCCCCUUGCGAAGCGUUCCAGGUCGAUAAGAUCCUGAGGUCAAAAGGGCCGUGGGGAGGGAAAGGAAGGGUGGAAAUCUUCCUCACCUCGGUGGAGCUGCUCCGGGGGAUCUCCGGCGGCAGAGAGGGCGGGAGCCCCGGAGUACCGGCACUGCUGGGGCUGGUGCUGCUGCUGGGUUCGGGGAUUCCGUGGUCCUGAGGUCAAAGGAAUUGUCGGGUGAGAGCGCGAGAAUGCGGGUUUGGGCCUUGAGAGGGAGCUGCUCGAUGGUGAAGGA